Molecule: messenger RNA, 792 nt
Organism: Pisolithus orientalis
Lineage: Eukaryota; Fungi; Basidiomycota; Agaricomycetes; Boletales; Pisolithaceae
Exons: 4
Coding region: 1-792 (263 amino acids)
Source: RefSeq, a predicted model, not a curated record
AUGCCCGCAGAGUUCUCACUCAGUGGUCUGCUGGAAGCCCGAGCGAUCGCCAUCCCAGACCGCGCUUGGACGCUUAGCAAGACAACGCCAAAUAGGACAGAUCAGUCGCCGAAGAAGCCACUCGCGAGGCCAAAGAGGCCGGUCACUUCGCUGCAAGUGACCGCAGAGCAUCAGUGGGGACAAGGGCAGGGCAGCCUCGAGAACGCCCUCUCCCCGCUUCCGUACAGUGCAUGUAGACUGGACGAGAUAACCACAACCCAAUUCGAUGGCCCCAUCAGUCGCCCCCCAUCGAGGCUUACAACCAGAGCCGUGGACGCGCAGAAUGGAAACAACCAUCCCGCUUUGCUCUGCUUACUUUCGUGUAUUGGCACGCAAGGCAAAGACGAUGAGGAAAGGAGGCCACCUGCCAUCUCUGCUGCUACGACGCAUCGUCUACUUGCGAAUCUGGUGGUGAGACUCUGCGCAAACGACGGAAGCAAUUGCCAGAGUAUUGCCAGAGUCGACAUUAAUGACAGAGGAUACCGUAAUGGACCUGAAGCCCACGCUACGCGUUCACAUCUACGCAAUAACCCAUUAACCAACGGCGCUGCGUAUCCAAAUUUACGAAACUACAGCCUAGACCUCUGGUUGAGCCUCCCACAUGUUGGUCUUUGGUCGAACCAUCGUGCGAUAAUUGGUGUCAGGCAAUUAUUCCCUUCAGCGGUUCCUUUGACUCGUGUCCCUCCAAAUCCCCCUCGUGCCCAAUCAGACCCCGCUUCCUCGCUACCCGCAGGGACAGGUCCAUUUCUUUAA